Parastagonospora nodorum SN15 is the source of this 2049-nucleotide messenger RNA. RefSeq lists its product as hypothetical. The record is from RefSeq and is a predicted model, not a curated record. The transcript is spliced from 3 exons. Bases 1 to 2049 code for a protein of 682 amino acids. NCBI's taxonomy places the organism in Eukaryota, Fungi, Ascomycota, Dothideomycetes, Pleosporales, Phaeosphaeriaceae. Gene Ontology annotation, molecular function: ATP-dependent chromatin remodeler activity; ATP binding.
AUGGAACCUGCCAAUGAACAAGACGCGAUGGCGCAUGCGCUCGCUGGCGUGCGCUCGCUGGCCACACGCGUACAACGGGAUCGACAGCCCAUCUGCGCCCUACAUCUUUUCAGAGAGAGGGUCGUGGAAGGCGAUGGCUUGCUUUCCGGUAAUGAGAAUAAGGAAGAGCCUGAAGAGCCGGAAAGGCCUGACCAGCAGUCCCUCUUUGUUGGAGAAGGCGAGAGCGACUCCGAUUACGACGAUGAAGUCAUGGAUGGCGACGAAAUGGACUGGGAGACUGCCGACAACCCGACCGAAGCCGACUUAGCAUGGGCCAGCAAUCUCUCAGCCCACAAUGACAGUUUGCAUGCGCCGAUGAAGCCCGGCCAGCCCACACCAUGUCCGCAUCUUGUCAUUGAGCCUCGUCGACACCAGUAUGUGGCUUUAGGCAAGAUAGAGCGUGCGAUGAAGAGCGCCUCCAAAGCUCUGCUCAUCGCCGACCCUCCCGGUCUAGGGAAAACACUUAUAAGCAUGAUGGCCAUAGUUAAAUCAAUCGCAGCAGCUGGCCGCUUCUCAUUCGUCGUUGUACCCUCAAGCUGCAUUGAGCAGUGGUUCAAAGAGUUCCACAAGUUUUUCACCGAGGGAACUGUCAGAGUGUUGGUCGUGAGAGAUGCCUCUGUCUCGCCCACCACGAUGCUCAAUUACGAUGUCAUCAUCCUCUCGUACAGCUUCGUCAUGUCCCGAUACAGGAAAUGGGUGAAAUACUUGCAACUUAUCAAGGCCAUGAGGAGCAAGGAGAUCAAAGGUCGUAUACCAGAGCGGCCCAACUUGUCCAUCUUUUCCGAAAUGUUUGACUCGGAUGAUGGAGUGAAAUCCCCCUUCCUGGUCCUCGACGAGGCGAAUGCCUUCAAGAAUCCAAGAACGGCGACAUUCGCAUCGAUCUUCACGCUGAGGCAGCGGUGCGAUACGUGUCUCAUGCUGACUGGGAGUCCAAUCGACAACCAGUGGCACGACAUUUACGCGCUCUUGCAGAUGGUCAAAGGCCAUGAGAUCAACACAAAGACCCGCAUGAUGAACCUGCUGGGCACUCGUGACAUGAAACGUCCUGGAAGAUGGACGCCUCCCAAAGGGCUCAAGUUCGUAUGGCUCUUGCAAAUUUUGAACUCUUUCAUGGUCAGGCGACCUGAGACAACCAUCAGUCUCCCUCCGCUAGAGGAGAAGACCAUCGGCUUUGAGUUGUCGGACAGCGAAGUGGGAAUCUCGAAUGACACUUUCGAAACUUACCAAACAGCCAUGCGCAUCGCCAGCACAGAGAAGAAGUCCCGAUCGAAGAAGCAAAGCCCUCCUUUCAAAAGUCUCACCCACGCACUCCAGCACGCUUGUCACCCCAGGCUUGUCGAGUUGAUGGACUUUAUUCGAUACUCAGACGAAGAGAAGAAGAGGGAGCGAAGGGGUGAGCCGACUGGCGAAGAUGCAGACAUCCUUUACGAUGCAGAGCAUAUCGCCAAAUGGUCUGAGUGGCGGGAGAGCUUGAAAGCCAACAACAAUUGGGAGUCUUCGCGAAUCACGGCCAUCAUAGAUGCCUUCAACGAAUGUCGCGACCGAGAUCCAGAUUGUUCGGUCAUCAUCAUGGAUGAGAGCGUGUAUUUCUUGGACGUGGUCCAAAUCGCGUUUGAGGCGAUGUAUGAUCCCAUCGAAUGUCUCCGCUACGACGGCCGUGAGUUUGCUGAAAGGCGUCCCGCUAUCCAGGCUGAAUUCGACAAGUCAGGCGGCCACAAAGUCAUGCUCAUGUCUCGCGGAGUUGGUGGCCUUGGCCUCAACAUCCCUUCAGCAAACGUCAUCAUCCAGUGUUGCCCUUGGUGGAAGAGAGAAUGGGAGGUGCAGGCAAUGGGUAGAGCGUAUCGUGAAGGACAGAAGAGGGCAGUUACUUAUAUCAAGUUGACAGCGACAAACAGCCACGCGGAGAUAUAUAAGACGAAGACUCGCGACCGAAAGCAUACGUACAACAGCAGGGUUGUAAAGGCUCUCACGAGGGCCGAUGGCGGUGUGACGGGCAUGAGUCGGGGUUAG